This is a messenger RNA of Aspergillus campestris IBT 28561, 1668 nucleotides long. RefSeq names its product putative AIF-like mitochondrial oxidoreductase (Nfrl) (gene nfr1). The record is from RefSeq and is a predicted model, not a curated record. Gene Ontology annotation, cellular component: cytoplasm. The transcript is spliced from 2 exons. The coding region runs from base 1 to 1668 and encodes 555 amino acids. Gene Ontology annotation, molecular function: oxidoreductase activity, acting on NAD(P)H; 2 iron, 2 sulfur cluster binding; flavin adenine dinucleotide binding. NCBI's taxonomy places the organism in Eukaryota, Fungi, Ascomycota, Eurotiomycetes, Eurotiales, Aspergillaceae.
AUGGCGCAGGAAUACAAACUCAAGGACAUCUCGUCCCUCGCGGACAUCAAGAACAACGACAAGGUCGAGUCCGAGGUUGAAGGCAUCCAGGAUGGAAAGGUCCUGGUGGUCAAGUUCAACGACAAAGCUUACGCCAUGGGUCCAAAGUGCACCCAUUAUGGCGCACCGCUGAAGCUGGGUGUUGUCGCGCCAGAUGGACGUAUCACCUGUCCUUGGCAUGGAGCUUGCUUUAACGUUGGCACCGGCGAUGUGGAAGACGCUCCCGCUCCCAACUCUCUCAACACAUACGAAAUCUUCGAGAGAAACGGCGCAGUCUACAUCAAAGGCGAAGAAGCCAUGAUCAAGAGCGGCCAGCGCGACCCCACCCUCAAAUGCAGCGCCCCGUCGCAAGAGAAGGUCGUCAUCGUGGGCGGCGGCAGCGGCGCCCUAGGCGUGCUCCAGUCCAUCCGCCAGCUCAAAUACACCGGCUCCCUGACCAUGAUCUCCCGCGAGCCGAACCUCAUCAUCGACAGAACCAAACUGUCCAAGGCGCUCAUCCCCGACGCCGAGGAAAUCCAAUGGCGCCCUCGCCAGUGGUACCAAGACGCCUCCAUCGACACCGUCUCCGACGACGUCACCUCCGUCGACUUCAACUCCAAGACCGUCACCACGGCCUCCGGCAACUCCAUCCCCUACACGAAGCUCGUCCUCGCAACAGGCGGCGUCCCCCGCACGCUCCCCCUCGAAGGCUUCAAAGGCGAGCUCGCCAACAUCUUCCUCCUCCGCACCAUCCCCGACGUCCAGUCCAUCCUCGCCGCCGUCGGCGACAAGAACAAGAAGAUCGUCAUAAUCGGCAGCUCCUUCAUCGGCAUGGAAGUCGGCAACGCCCUCUCCAGCAACAACGACGUCACCAUCGUCGGCCAGGAAAAAGCCCCCAUGGAGCGCGUCAUGGGCGAACAAGUCGGCCGCAUCUUCCAGCGCAACCUCGAAAAGGCAGGCGUCAAAUUCCACCUCCAAGCAGGCGUCGCCCGCGCCACGCCCUCCUCCUCGGACUCCUCCACCGUCGGCGCCGUCCACCUCUCAAACGGCACCGUCCUCCCCGCCGACCUCGUCAUCCUCGGCGUCGGCGUCCGCCCCGCAACAGACUUCCUCCAAUCCAACACCCACCCCGCCAUCAAUCUCGAAAAAGACGGCUCCCUCAAAACAGACGAGCACUUCGCCGUCUCGGGCCUCAACAACUCCGUCUUCGCCAUCGGCGACAUCGCCACCUUCCCGUACCACGGGCCCGGCACGGACCCCAAAACAGGGACCCAUACCCGCAUCGAGCACUGGAACGUCGCGCAGAACGCCGGCCGCGCCGUCGCGCGCGCCAUCAUCCACUCUCUCUCUUCUCCCUCCCUAGACAACCUCAAGCCCAAAUCCUUCAUCCCCAUCUUUUGGUCCGCGCUGGGCGCCCAGCUCCGCUACUGCGGCAAUACGCCGAACGGGUGGGACGGACUUGUCCUGCGGGGCGAGCCUGAUAAUGCGAAGUUUGCGGCGUUUUAUUGUAAGGGCGAGACGGUUGUGGCUGUUGCUACUAUGGGGAUGGAUCCGGUUAUGGCGAAGUGUGCGGAGUUGAUGAGGAGGGGGGGGAUGCCGGGGAAGGGGGAGAUUGAGGGGGGGGUGGAUGUGCUUGGUGUUGACCUUUGA